Paramecium sonneborni is the source of this 1471-nucleotide messenger RNA. Lineage: Eukaryota; Ciliophora; Oligohymenophorea; Peniculida; Parameciidae. The record is from the annotation of a GenBank genome assembly.
AUGUCUUUCGAAAUAACAGAGAAAAUGAUUGUAAAUACAAUUGCAGGAUUUGGAUUCGUCAUAAAACUACCUGAUGGACCUGUUCCAGAAUAAUUAAUUGCUGAGGAUGAAACAUAAUUAAACCAUUAGCAAUCAGCAGAGAAACCAAUUGUUUCUUGUCCAAGUUCACCUGCUCCUCCAGAAAUAAAGGAUUAAGCAAAUGAAAAUGCUCCAAAACCAGAUGAAUUGUUAGAGAAAAAAAACGAAAAAUAGAUUGAGAAAUAAAUAGAGAAACAAUAAGAUGUUCAAUAAGAAAAGUAAAAUCAACCUUAGGCUCAACCCUCUAAAAUUAUAGCUAACUAAAAAGAAGUUGCUGAGAGUCAACCUAACUUACCACCUCCUUAAAACCCCAGCCGAUAAUCUUCUUAAUAACCUUCUCUAGAAAAAUAAAUUUCAAUGGCAGAAGAUCCUUUACCUUUUUCGAACUCUCUUCCUUUUUAAUAAUAAAGCUCUGUUGAAAAUUAACCAUAAAAUAAAAAAGCCCCAAUUUUGAAGAGAUUAACUUGUGAUUUAAGAGAGUCUUUAGUUUUGGCUAAAAAAUUAGAAAUUAAAUAUAAAUACCCUUAUUCUAACGAUGAAAGACUUGUUACAGUUGAUUUUUAAUUAGGCAAGAUUACAACAAUGGUGAAAAAUAUCAGUAAUGUAAUAUUUUUAUUGGUGAAGUCAUUUUUUGGUUAAAGGUAUUACUAUUUAGCAAUUGUUCCAGUUACUUAUACAGUAGAAUAAUUAAGAUCAUUUAUUAUUGAUGGGAUUGGAUAAAAUUAAAAAAUGUUUCAUAAUAUUAAACUUAUUCAUCCGAUGAUUUAAUUAAAAGAAUUAAAGGAUACAUAAACUAAACUAUCAGAAGUAGGUUUAAAAGAUUUUUCAUAACUUUUAUUUUUAGCAGAAAUGACUUUCACAUGGGAUCCAAUAAAAAAAGGGAAAAGUGUGGUAUUGUCAAAUAACAAUUUGACAGCUAAUAAAAAAGGACAAUCAGAUUAUUAAACUGUUCUUGGAACACUAGCAUUGAAUUCAGGAAGACAUUAUUGGGAAAUUAAGAUAGAAAAGUAUGUUGAUGAGGAAGAUAUUUUUAUAGGGAUUGCUAGGUAAAAUAUUAUUAAUAAUUAAUCAGAAAAGAAAUAGACUUAUAUACUUAGCCGACUACAACUGGACAUUUUUAUGGUUAUAUUUGUUUAUGUGCAAGAAAAUUCGGAGCUGAUGGUUAAAUAUCAGAUUAUGGAUACUCAGCUGUAUAGAAUGAUACAAUAGGUGUUUUACUAGAAUUCAGAAGUGGUAUUGGAACUUUAUCAUUUUAUCGAAAUGGAGUAAAAUGCGGAGAAGCAUUUAAUAAUUUGACAGGUACGUUCUACCCAGCAUUGUGUAUGUUUUAUGGAGAGGUUUAAGUUACUUUAGAUUCAAAAGCCCCGCUACCAGCAAGUUGAAUGAAAAUGAG